UUCUAACAAUCUUCAAUCUUCAAGUUCCGUCAAUGUGCCAUUACAGUUCUGGGUUUAAUGGUCUAAGGUCCGAGUGGCGGAUAUUCCAGACCGAUCCAAACCCCGAACUCGCCGUUCUUGAACCUGAUGCACAGCCCGAACACUGUAAAAAUGCUUGAAUGGAUUGUCAAGCUCGCUUGCUUUCUCAUCUAAGGGAUCUAAACUCUUUCUAAUCCACCGCACAUCGGGCUAGCGAUGUUUCUGGACAACUCCGAGCUGUUGCGUUGACCUUUAUUCACAUGGCCACUACUCAUAAUAAAGAGCGCCGAAGCGUCUCCCGCCGGUUUCAUAGGAAAUCCCGGAACAGUUGUCUACCCUGUCGCAGGCGACGCGUUAGAGUAAGCUCCUGGUAUUUUCCUGGUCUCUAGACUGUCACCUACAUGCUUACUAUACCUAGUGUAAUUUGCAGCCGCCUACUUGCUCUAACUGUCAUAGGCGUAAUGACCUAUGCUCUUAUGAACAGCAACAAAACCAAGACUUAAACCAGGCUUUGGUUUCAAGUGUCCCACAUACCACGGAAACCAGAGAGUCCAAUGACGAUGACCUCUUCAAUGGCUACGUUCCUUUGGAAUUUGCAACCUCUCCCAUGCUCAGCGGUCUCCACGAUGUAGACAGUCUACAGUGGAUGUGGCAGGUCACGGUCAUGGAGGAGACGUUUUUCAUCUCUCGGCUAUCGAGCCUUGAGAGAGCGAUGCUUGCUCAAGAGUUUGACCGCCAGGCAAGUUCUUUCAAAUAUGUGCACCGUACAAUCACCGCACUUUACGCGCUUCAUGAGUCUUGUCAGGCGACGUCGCACUCGAAUCUCCGCAGUGCCGCAUAUCGCUAUCAGAUCGAAGCUUCAAUACUGUUCAGAAACUCGCAAGUCGAAGUUAAUGAGGCGAAUUGGCUAGCCAUGAUAAUGUUUGGAAUAGGGGUUAUUGUCUUCCAGUUUGCCACAGCCCAAAAGGCAUCCGAUGAAGACGGUAGCUAUAUGGAGCUACUUUACGUUUUGCGCAACUCCUUCGAACUAGCUGCGGAACUGGGACCUUAUCUGCAUGCGAGCCCACUCAUGCAAUUUACUGGACCUCAGCUAAGUAGGCUUAAGUUACACUUGGAUGAACUCACAUGGAAUGCUAUAUGCUGCCUGGACUCGCUUGAGUAUCCCGCAGAAACCACGGAAGAAACGAGGUGUGCAUGCCUGCACUCCAUUGCAGCACUAAAGAAAUGGGUUAUGCAGGUCGAUGGGCGUCCAAGGAAUUGGUUUCAUUAUAUUAGAUGGCCCGCCGAGAUCUCGGGGCAAUAUCUGUCGUUACUUUCUCAGAAACAUCCCGUAGCCCUCGUCGUUUUCGUCUACUGGUGUUCUAUAAUGCAUCGCUGUCCACGACGUUGGUAUAUGGUCGGCUGGGCUAAACGAGCUGCGGCUACGGCUAUGGGGCACAUUGGAAAACAGUGGGAUCGUGUACUCGAAUUCCCUAGGAAGAUACUAGCGAGCGAAUUUGAGAGCGGCAAUUACCUCGCAUUAGCUCUUGUGAAUACAAGUGGAUGAUACUCGAAAACGACAUUGCCGGAAAUAACGAUUCGGCGUGCGCUCGAUUGUUGUACGUUCGCGCGGUUCCAGAUUUGCUCAGCUACUGAUGGGAUCUUCCUAUUUAUUUUUCUAUUAGGCCAUCUCAGAAGCAAGUCUCGCGGAAUAUUACCUGGUAUCAGACAGUGCACCUGGUAAUGCUUGUAUCCAACAUACUCGGUCCCCAUCCGCGGAAUAACUCUUAUAGGCUAGCGGGGUAUGAUCGUCUCUCACGACUUACACCCAGUUACGAGACUACCAAUAAAA
Molecule: messenger RNA, 1849 nt
Organism: Annulohypoxylon truncatum
Lineage: Eukaryota; Fungi; Ascomycota; Sordariomycetes; Xylariales; Hypoxylaceae
Exons: 1
Coding region: 626-1564 (312 amino acids)
Biological process (GO): regulation of transcription by RNA polymerase II
Molecular function (GO): DNA-binding transcription activator activity, RNA polymerase II-specific
Source: RefSeq, a predicted model, not a curated record